Sitodiplosis mosellana (orange wheat blossom midge) is the source of this 2290-nucleotide messenger RNA. RefSeq names its product neuroglian-like. The record is from RefSeq and is a predicted model, not a curated record. Gene Ontology annotation, molecular function: protein binding. Lineage: Eukaryota; Metazoa; Arthropoda; Insecta; Diptera; Cecidomyiidae. The coding region runs from base 129 to 1799 and encodes 556 amino acids. The transcript has 5 exons.
UCUCCCUACUUGGUGUUACACGGACAAGUGGAUUUUCGGUGUCUAGUGUAGAAUAUUGAAACAAUAUUUAUUACAUAAAUAUUGACAUCAUUUUCAUAGUUCUUCAAAAAAAUAGAUCUAAGAUCAAAAUGUGGCACAUUUUGGCGUUUGUAUUCAUUAGUCUACCUCUUGUUUUAGGUGCAAAUAUCCCGAUGGCACCUCAAAUAACAAAUUUAGUGUGCAAUCCACGGGAAGCAGUUAUUUCAUGGAAGCCACACAAUGGGGCACUUGUUAAAUCAUACACAAUUGAAUACAGUACAUCAUACGAACCAAACCAUUGGAGCGUUGCUGAUCAAAAACAAUCACCUGAAAACAGCGCUACUUUAAAAUUGUCUCCAGGUGUUGGCUUCACAUUUCGCAUCUUGUCCGUCGGCGAGCAUGGUAUAUCACAACCAAGCAAACCGAGUGAAGUUUGCACUAGCCAAGCAGAUAUUCCAUAUAGAAACCCAGACGAUGCGAAAAUAAUAAGUCUGCAACCAUUAGAAAUGACAAUUAAAUGGACGCCAAUACCACAAAUAGAGCACAAUGGUCCCGGUUUUUACUAUAUUGUGAGUUGGAAACCAAGGGAUGGUUCAUCUUCAGGUUGGAGCGUACAUAUCAAGGAUUGGACUCAAGACACAUAUGUUAUCAAAUGUGACAAGUUCAAAAUAUUCGAAUUUCAAGUAAGAUCGGCCAAUCAAGUCGGUCCAUCAAAAGCUCCAACCGAGCUACGUGCCGCAUAUCCGGGUGAAGAUCGACCCAGCCAAGCACCGAGAAAAUUUAAAAUCGUAUCAAAUACAGACAACGUUUAUGGUGAAAAUGCCACAGUCACUUUUGAAUGGGAACGAAUAGAUUUGUCAAACGAUGCUCUCAAUGGUAAUGCGGAGAGUUACAUAAUUCAAUACUGGAGUGAUGCUGAUGUAGACGAUAAAAUGGACCACUCAGUCGGCCGUAAAAGUAAAACAACCAUUUCGGGAUUGAAAUACAAUUCAUUUUAUUCGGCUCACAUUCAAGUAGUGAACAAUAAACAUCGUGGUCCUACUAGUAAAAUUAUCAAAUUCCAUACGUUGGAAGGAGUUUCCAAAAAGGUGAACAGCUUUAAAGCUAUUUCGAUGGGAUCAUCGGCAUUUUUACUGAAUUGGACCAAACCAGAGCAACCAAAUGGCCAAUUACUUGGAUACAAUAUUUACUAUGAAAUUGAAGGAGCCAAAGGUUAUGCACGCAAACCACAAAUCACCAAUCCCAGUGUUACUCAAGCAAUUUUGGGCGGUUUAAAGCCAAAUGCAACCUAUCGAUUACACAUUGCGGCUGUGACGAGAAGGGGCGAAGGAGAAGAUUCUCACAUUGUAUUGGACACAUUAUCUCCAGCUCAACCAGACGUACCAUCGUUUACAUGGGAGCCAUUGGAAUCGACUACUAACGAAACAAGUGUCAGAGUGAAUUGGAUACCAAAAUUGAAUGGUAACCCUGGAAGCAGUUUUCGUGUAUUAUACCGCAUGGAUGAGAAAAGCAAUUGGACUGAAACCGAAGAAGUGAUUAAUCACAAUUCUAUCAUUGUGACUGGCUUACUUCAAAAUCAAGCCUAUGAGAUGGCUGUGGUUUCAAUUGACGGCCAAUUCUUAGCCCAAAGUGAAGUCCAGAUACUCAAAACCAACGAGGAUGAAUCAUCAAAUACGAGUAUGAUUAUCUCAAUAUCAGUAGUUUUGAUUGUGUCUGCCCUAUUCAGUAUAUGCGUGUUCACUGCAUGUAAAAAGAGAUAUCAGAAUACUAACAAUCCAUGAAGCGUUAUGCACAGACGUGUGCAAGGGGGGGUAUUCCGGUUUUACCCCCCCCCCCUCUAGGAUUCCAAAAUGUGGACCCCCCCAGCGAUUUGGAAAAUUUGACACUAGAUAUAAUCGAUUUUCAAAAGUGAGGACCUUUUUUUUUUUUAGGUCUUCACUUAUUUUUUGACACCCAUUGACAAAAUUUUAGACUCCCAUUGUGGAAUUUUGACUGUUUUACACUAGAUAGAAUCGAUUUUAAAAAGUGAGGACCUUUUUUUUUUUUUUUAGUCCUCACUUUUUUCGGAGACUGGUUUUACACUAGAUAGAAUCGAUUUCCAGACCCCCCCCUGGCAAAAUCAUUUUACCCCCCCUAGAAUUUUUGACCUUGCACACGUCUGGUUAUGCAUCAUGCGUAUCAUCGUAGACCAUCGAUUUAUCAUUCGAACUUAGAAUUUUGAAGGAAAACUUGGAUUUUUUUAUUGAUUCAUUCAAACGAUUUAUCGAUAACA